Clonostachys rhizophaga is the source of this 1086-nucleotide messenger RNA. The record is from the annotation of a GenBank genome assembly. NCBI's taxonomy places the organism in Eukaryota, Fungi, Ascomycota, Sordariomycetes, Hypocreales, Bionectriaceae.
AUGUUGAAGCAAAUCAUCAGCGUAGCCCUGCUUGCAGGGCAAACCUUUGCUUACGACCAACUUCUCAAUUUCAAGGCGGCUCCCGAGUAUGAGACUCGCUCUCUUGAUGAGAUCCACCAAGCGGCCCUCAAGGAAGGUGGUGUUGUGACAGUUUGGCACGGUGGUGACGAAGCCAACCAACAAGAUGGUUUGAAGGCAGCCUUUGAGAAGAGAUUUCCCGGAGUGACUCUUAACAUCACCGUUGCCCUUUCUAAGUAUCAUGACGGCAAGCUCGACCAACAGCUCGGCGCCAAUAACGUGUUUGUCGAUAGCAUCAUCCUCCAGACCCUGCACGAUUAUCCUCGCUGGGCGCAACAGGGAGCCUUGCUGAAUUAUGCGCCCGUUGGCUUCAACGAGAUUGAGCACUCCUUCAAGGAUGAUACUGCCGCCUGGUAUGGUCUCUACGUGUUCUUCUGGACCGGCGCGUGGAACACGAAGAAGCUCUCUGGAAUCCAGGCCCCCGUCGAGUGGAAUGACUGGCUGCGACCCGAGUUCAAGAACAAGCUUGUUAUCACUUAUCCAAAUGACGACGACGCUGUUCUGUUCGCUUUCUACCUUGUCAUGAACCAGUACGGAGAGGAGUGGCUCGACAAGCUCAUUGACCAAAACCCUCGCUGGGUGCGCGGCACUGCGACCCCCGGCACCCUCAUUAGCCAGGAUAAUUCCACCUCUGCCGCCUACUUCGCCGCCGGCGGAAGCUUCGCCCCCAGCGGUGACCUGAACUUCUCCGUCCCCGUGGAGGGCAAGUACGUGUCCUGGCCGCAGACGGGUGCCAUUCUCAAGAAUGCCCCCCACCCCGAGGGCGCGAAGCUGCUGCACAACUUCAUCCUGUCCGAGGAUUUCCAGAAGAGCUCUGGCGGCUGGUCUGUCCGCCGAGACGUUCCCGCCCCUGCCGGUUAUCCAGACCUCUGGACCAACAAUGCGACGAACCCGGCGGAGUUUGCUCGAUUCAUGGCUGACCGGGCCCUGGUGGAGAGACUGCGGUUCUAUUUUGAGGCUAGAAUUGGUUCUGCUCAGGGUCUUGAUCCUAUCAUCGAUGGCAUCUAA